Molecule: messenger RNA, 2454 nt
Organism: Didymodactylos carnosus
Lineage: Eukaryota; Metazoa; Rotifera; Eurotatoria; Philodinida; Philodinidae
Source: the annotation of a GenBank genome assembly
AUGGAUGAAUUGCAAAAGAUAAAAUUGAAUCAAAUUGAAUCAAGUGUACAUGAGAGCGCUAAGUCAUUACCAGAAAUAACUAGAAAUGCUCAAAACAUUUUUCUUUUGUUACCACCUUUUAUGGAAUUUAUGAGCAAAAAUGUCGAAUUAGAGCGAAAACUUCAGUAUGAAUAUUCACGUUUACCACAAAUUGUUCGUGAAACUGUUGAUAUAUAUACACCAAUUGAAAAAGACCAUCAUAGAACGGAAAAUGAUUUAAUUUAUCUGAAAGAUAAAAUAUUCAGUAUUGUAGGGAUGAUUGACGUCACAGAAACACGUCUCAAACAAUAUUGGACAAUAAUACAUGAACUAAAUCAUGAAACAAUUCGUUUAGAAAAUAAUUUGACUAAAUCACAGCUGUUAAUCAGUAAUCAUGAUGAAAUUCAACAAUUACAAGAUCAACAGCGAGUGUAUCUCGAUCGAACUGUAAAAGAAAAUGAAAAAGUGAAGAACGAAAUUGAUGAUUUCAAGAAAAAAGUAAAAAUUACUCAAAUCAGUAUUGAAACUGGUGUAAAAGAAUUACAAAUAUUGCGUUCCAAUCUAAACGAUAUAACACAUGAGAGAGAAUAUAUGGAACUUGAAUGGACACAAAUAGAAUAUGUUCAAGAAUUAGAAAUCGAGUAUAAGAAACGAAUGGAAACAACAGAGCAACAGUAUGAACUUGUCCGAUCUCAAUUAAAACAUUUAUCUUUAACAUAUGAUCAAACAGAGUAUCGAUCAGAUGUAAUGAAACAUGAGCAAAUAGAUUUGAACAACGAUAUUGAAAUAACGAAACGAAAUUUAACUAAUGAAAAUGUUCGUUUAUCAUUAAAUAGAGCAGAAUUAGAAAAAUUAAAACGAAAAUAUGACGAUCAAGAGAAUACACGACGACAAAUACAAAAAAAUAUUAGAGUAGAAGAACAAACAUGUUAUUGUCUAGAGAAAAAGAGACGAAUUAUGGAAAAUAUACAAGAAAAAUUAAUGAUAAGAACGCAAUCAAUUAAUAAUCGAGUGGUACUAUUAACAAAACAAAUUGAUAUAAACAAAAAAGAAAUCAAAGAAAAUAAUAAACAAAUUGCAACUGAUCAAGAAAAAACAUUUCAAUUAGAAAAUAUGAAACGUUUUGUUCAAAAUAAGAAUGCCAAUCUACAACAAAAUUUGAGUUAUUGUCGUGGUUUACGUUUAAUUGAAAAUGAAAAGUUAAAUAUAUUAAAACAAAUAUCAUUUCGAAAACGUAAAGAAUUUAUAUUUCGAACACGACGAUUACAAUUAAUGACAAAUCGUGAGAAACAAUUAAUUUCUGAUAUACAAAAAAUGUUUACAAAUAUCAUAAAAUAUCAUAAAGAUGAUGUUAAAUCAAAAUUAAAUAUUUCGAUAUUAGAACGUGAUAUUCGAAGAAAACAUGCACAUUCUCUAAGAGGUGAAAAAACUCGUGCUGCAUUAAUAUUAGUAAAACGUGAUUGCGAAGAUAUGACUCGAUUAAUCGAUAAGAAAAAUCAACUCAUUGAAAGUGAAGUAAAUAAUAAAAUGGAAAAAUAUAAUUCUCUAAUAGUUGAUAAUGUUAAACGAAAGAAUGAACAAACUACUAUUCUAAAAGAUAAAAUAAGACACACCUAUUUAUAUCGUUCUAAUUUAUUAAUUCGUCAAAAAAUACAAUUCAAACGAAAUCAUCAAGAGAAAUUAAUUAUAAUUGAAAAAAAACAAAUAUUGACAAAAAUUAAUGAAAAUAAACAUUUGAGAAGUAAAAUAGCAUUAAUAAAACAACAAAUGUUGAUAUAUGGAACAACUAUUAAACGUCUAUUCGAUGAAUCAUCUUUAUUGAAAGAAAAAAUAAGUCUAUAUGAAAAUUGUCAAGGUCUCUAUGCCCAAAAUCAAGAACGAUUCGUUAAAUAUAAAACGUCUGUUGAACAAUUGUCACAUCAAAUAUUUCUAAUUAGAAAUGAUAAUUUUAUAUUACGUCAACAUUUAAUUGAAAUGAGAAAAGUUUGGAUGAAAGCAUUCGUAUUAAAAUAUGAUUUAGCAAAAAAUCAACAAUAUUUAUAUCAAUUAAUACAGUCUCUCAUCAAUCGACCAUGUCAAUUAAUCGAUAUAGAGCCCAUUAAUAUAGAAAAACUCAUGAAAAAAUAUAAAUUACUUAUUGGACAAUUAAUGAACAAAACGAAUGCCAUCAUAUUGUGGAGACAAAAAUUAAUUGAACAAUGGCAAUGGUAUAUGAUAAUAUUUUAUCAAUUACAAGAACAAAUAUAUAAGAUGAAUAAGAAAGAUUCGAUCACAAAUAUAAAAAGUGGAAUGAUAGUGAGAUAUGAUAUUCAAAAAGAAUUUGCCAAAUGUAAAGCAAUUAAAGCUGAAAAUAUUUUGUGUACAAAUAGAAAGAAACAACUUAGUUUAGAAAUUGAUUAUUGUGAAAGGUUAAAAAAAUUAUUUAAAAAUAAAUAG